This is a messenger RNA of Pyrus x bretschneideri (Chinese white pear), 753 nucleotides long. RefSeq lists its product as uncharacterized. The record is from RefSeq and is a predicted model, not a curated record. The transcript has a single exon. Lineage: Eukaryota; Viridiplantae; Streptophyta; Magnoliopsida; Rosales; Rosaceae. The coding region runs from base 1 to 753 and encodes 250 amino acids.
AUGGUCGGAUUAGGUUUUUCAAGUGGAGAUUUACGAACUCCACAGUUUGAUAGUGCAAACUACAAUUUUUGGGCUAUAAAAAUUGAGACUAUCCUCCUAGCACAUGAUCUAUGGGAUGUAGUAGAGAUCAAAGUACAACCGCAACCGAUUCUUGAGGAGGAAGAAGGCUCUGGAGAUGAAGAAAGUGAGGCUGAACAAGUUUCAGUGGAAGCACCCACCAUCUCCAGAGAAGACAAAAUCAAAAACACCAAGGUGCUGAGUGUCAUUCAAGGAGCGAUAACUGAUGAGCUCUUCCCUCACAUUAGAAACGAAAAGAUUGCAAAAAGGGCUUGGGAUAUUCUGAGAAAAGAGUUCAGAGGAGAUAAAAAUGUAAGAGCUGUAAAACUUCAAGCAGUUAGGGCAGAUUUUGAGUAUAUGAGAAUGACAGAUGGUGAAAACCUAGAUGACUAUUUGGCUAGGUUUUUUGGAAUUGUGAAUAAUUUGAAAUCACUUGGUGAAGAUGUGUUUGAAAAAAGGAUUGUGCAAAAACUAUUGAUCAGUCUAAGUAGAAGGUAUAAGUCCAUUAUGUCUAUCAUUAAGGAAACUCGACAUCUGGAUACUAUUAAAGUUGAAGAAGUCAUUGCAUCCAUCAAAGUCUAUGAUAAAAGGGAAGACUUGCAUGAUGAAAGGGAUAAAUUGAUAGAAACUGAGAGAGCCUUUAGUAGCCUCAGAGUUGGCAAUAACCAAGCCACUGGUACCUACAAAGGUUCAUAG